AUGCCACCCGGGGCCGAGGGGGAGGCAGAGCUUCACUGGAGCAUCCGCCGGGAGACGAGAUGGGAAAAUGGCUCCGUGUCACUAUGGAAACGGGGCCGCCGGAUCCGGCUCCGCAGAGGGGGAGAAGCCCUGCGCCGGGAGGGCUACACCGUGCAGGUCAACGUCAACGACUACCUGGACAUCUACUGCCCGCACUACAACGCGUCGGUGGCCGAGCACCGGCUGGAGCAGUACGUGCUCUACAUGGUGAACGCGGAGGGCUACCGCACCUGCAACACCAGCCAGGGCUUCAAGCGCUGGGAGUGCAACCGGCCCCAUGCGCCCCACAGCCCCAUCAAGUUCUCGGAGAAGUUCCAGCGCUACAGCGCCUUCUCGCUGGGCUACGAGUUCCACGCGGGGCAGGAGUACUACUACAUCUCCACGCCGACGCACAACCACCGCCGGGCCUGCCUGAAGAUGAAGGUGUUCGUGUGCUGCGCGUCCACAGCUCACACCGGGGAGAAGCUGGCGCCCACCCUGCCCCAGCUCACGCUGCGGCCCGAGGUGAAGAUCGAGGAUUUGGCGGGUGACAGCAGCCAGCACCCACCCCGGCCGGCCAUGUCACCCGUGCGUGAGCUGGUGCCACGUAGCUCGGCCGUGGCACCGCGCACGGAUGCCUAG
Molecule: messenger RNA, 660 nt
Organism: Tinamus guttatus (white-throated tinamou)
Lineage: Eukaryota; Metazoa; Chordata; Aves; Tinamiformes; Tinamidae
Source: RefSeq, a predicted model, not a curated record